AACAUCACGUGGUACAGUGGAUAUAUUCAGCGACAUCACACACGCGCUGCUAGUUAUAUACACCAGGCUUAGGUGAACUAAAAGCACUACUUAUUGGAUAUUUCAACCCCCAAAUCAUGUAAAUCUAACAGAUAGAGUUCCUUUAAGGCUUUUUAUCCGGUAUCAUCAUGGCUAGUCCAUUGACAGCCGAAUCCGGGGCUGUGGGGCCUGGUGAAGAACAUCCAGAGUCUGGAACAGAGGCCCGGACACCUGUACGAGCGCAGCCGCCUCAGCAGCAGCUUCAGGUGGGGUGUGCUGGCGCUGGUGCCGCUGUGAUGGUGGAGGCGCUGGAUGAUGCUGAAGGCUUGUAUGUAGCGGUGGAAAGAUGUCCGCUCUGUAACACAGCCCGACGCAGACUGACAUGCGCCCGAUGCAUCCAAAACGGAGAUUUUGUGUAUUUUGACGGGAGAAACCCGGAGAGGUACUCAGAAAAACUUGAACGACUUCAGAAGCUGAAAAAUGAAAAGGAGGAUCUACAACAGAGAGUCAUUAAAGCCAUGGAGAAGAAAGUUCAGGCUGAUCAGCUUAGGUGGAAAAUCAUGUCAUGCAAGAUGAAGAUCCAGCAACUCAAAGAAGCCAUCUGUACUGGCAAUGAAGAAGUGAAAAGUGGCAAGGAGCUAUUGAUACGUUCACAAGAGGAGGGGCAGAGACUUCAGCGUCGGGCCUGUCGGCAUCAGGAGAAGAGAGAUAAAAUUAAGCGACACAAUCAACGUCUUGGUGAGCUUCUGGAAAAGAGAUCCAAAGAGUUUCAGGGAAAGCUGGAGGCGCUUGCCGAAGUACGGAGAGAGCACAUCCUGGACCUCACCACACAUAUCUUUCACAUACAGGAGGAGAAGCAAGGCAGCAGGGACCCUGCCGAUCCAGUUGUGGCUGAAUAUGAUCUCGCUUUGACCUCUAGCACCGUUUGUGAACUCGCCGAGGCGAGACGAACUACGUAUCACUCGGGCCGCUGGAUCUGGGAUGAUCAAAACGGAGAGACGAGCAUCAGCAUCACCGGGCCAGAUGUCACGCUUCCUAGUAAUGGCGACUGUUCAGCUUAUUACAACUGGGUGGAGGAGAAGAGUGGAAACCAGGGGCCAGAGUUGGAUCACAUGAACCCAGCCCACACCAUCAGUGCCGCUCUCUGCUAUGCCACACAGCUCGUCAACAUCUUGUCUCAUAUUCUGGAUGUCAACCUUCCGAAAAAGUUGUGCAACAGCGAGUUCUGCGGUGAUAAUCUGACCCGAUACCGCUUCACCCGUGCUGUAAACAAAAUCAACACCAACAUCCUGCACCUUUGCUUCUCGCAGCAUGUCGACGGCGAGCUUCAUCCUCACCAUACUUUGAGGAACAUCAUGUUUUUAGUGUCACCAGCAAACAAGAACCUCGGCAGAACUGGGCCUUUUGAAGUGAGCGCAGGCUUAGAAGAAUCUAUGGAGUUUGUGGAACCAGAGGCAGCCGGACCUGCGGAGGAGAGCGGAGACGAGGCAGUAACGGAUGAAGAAACGGACUUGGGCACAGACUGGGAGACAGUUCCCAGUCCUCGUUUCUGUGACAUCCCGUCUCAGCCUAUGGAUCUUUCCCAAAGUGGAAUGCAGGCGUCUCAGCCGGUGGGCAACGCUGGUGGCAUGAUCUCAUCUGCAGCUGCUUCCGUCACGUCCUGGUUCCGUGCCUACACGGGGCAGCGCUGAGACCAGGUGGAAAUGGUAUAACCCCAAUAGUUGCACCGUUCUCGUUGGUUAACUUGCAUAUGUGGACAAAGGGAAGUUUUUGGUCAUAUGACUCCUCAUAAUAAAUAAAUGUUGGAAACCAGAGGGAAGCAUGUGAUCUUGAGAAACAACUAAUUUUACACAAGUAGCUUACAAUAUACUGUGGACAUCAUGCAACCUUCACCCAGUGUACAUUGCCAAAUAUCCUUUUUGUUUUUUCAUUGAAACUGUACAAAGCAUUUUUGGACAGACUUGAAUCUGUGCCGUCAAUAAUUCAACUGAUGGAUUGCAAGUUCUCAUGAAAAACAAAACUGUUCACCAGCUUUUCAAAGAAUAUCACUGUAUAAAAGAAAUGUUGCUGGACUAAAAGAGUGAAAUUAUUAUGGGUGUGUCUUGUUAUAUUAGAUUAUACAUUUUUAAGAGGAAUUGUAUUUUAUGACAAAAGAAGUGUGCAGUUUUUCCUCCUUACAAACAUGCUGUAUCAGGUAUAAUUAUGCCUGUCGUUAUGAGUUUGGCUCGUUGCUGUAAAGGCAGAUUAAGACUUGUCAGCAUUUUGCCCAUAUUUAUAUUACCAACCUCUAGUUGUCAAAAGAAAACAGAACUUUAUACUCUUAGGGAAUGUGCGCUUCAUAUAAAAUGUAUUUGUAUUGGUAGAUUUGACAGGUAAUAAAUGGAAAACUGAUAAAGAAUAGAGACGUAAGUCUACAUUUUGUAGAUUUCACAUAAACUGUGACCCUGGACCACAAAACCAUGUCAUAAAUAGCAUGGGUAUGUUUGUAGCAUAUGUAUGGGUCAAAAUGAAUAAAUUUAUGGGAUAAGGGAUACACUUUCCCUUUAUGCCAAAAAUCAUUAGGAUAAAAAUAAAGAUCAUGUUCGAUUAAGAUAUUUUAUACAUUUUUUUUUACCAUAAAUAUUUUAAAACUUUUAUUUUUGUGAGUGGAUGCAGUUCUGAGGACUUUAUUUGCAGAACUUUAAAGGCGAUUUUCUCAAUAUUUAGGUUUUUGCGCCCUCAGAUUACAGAUUUUCAAAUAGUUGUAUUUCAGUCAAAUAUUGUCCUAUCUUAAAGGAAUAGUUUACCCAAAAAAUGAAAAUUAAUUUCCUCAUUUUCUCAUCCUCAUGUUGUUCUAAUCCUGUAGUAGGAAAUAGUAGAAAAAAAGACAACUUCAAUGGGUGCCAUCAGCUGUGUGCUUACCAUCAUUUAGCAAAAAUCUUUUUUUUGUGUUCAUCAGAAUAAAGAAAUUCAUACAAAUUUAGAACAACACGAGGGUGAGAAAAUGACUGAAUUUAAAUCUCUUUAACAAUUCAUAGAUCAAUAGAAAUCUCUCUCUCUCUCUU
This is a messenger RNA of Paramisgurnus dabryanus, 3062 nucleotides long. RefSeq names its product autophagy related 14 (gene atg14). Gene Ontology annotation, molecular function: phosphatidylinositol 3-kinase regulator activity; protein-membrane adaptor activity. Gene Ontology annotation, cellular component: phosphatidylinositol 3-kinase complex, class III; autophagosome; extrinsic component of phagophore assembly site membrane. Lineage: Eukaryota; Metazoa; Chordata; Actinopteri; Cypriniformes; Cobitidae. Gene Ontology annotation, biological process: autophagosome assembly; cellular response to starvation; autophagosome membrane docking. The record is from RefSeq and is a predicted model, not a curated record.